ACGCCCGCAACCGCAAACGCUAGCUGGAACCAGCUUUUGAAUUUAUGAGGUUCAGAGCGAUUUGGAGCGCUUUGGAGCGGUUUAGAGCGGUUUGAGCGAUUGUUGCAAAACGCCAGCAACCGCUACCAACCGCAAAAGCUGCGUUUGCGGGUGGUAGCGGGAAAACCAGUCAUACCCUUAGUCGGUAGCUAAUGAUAUGUCUUUUUUUAUGAGUCCCUCUCUCUCUCAUGGUUUUUAUUUGACAUUUACAAAUUACAAAACUAAUAAUACUAUAUGUUAAGCAAACCGUAAUGUCACGUUGUUAUCUUCCAAUUUUAUAGUAACAAAGGAUAUAUCACUGAAAUUUCUCAAAACUCCAACUGUUUCCAGCCAAUAAAAGAAAGCACACAUGUCGACAUUAAUCAUUUUAUCGUCUUUUAAUUUAUUAUAAAUUAACUAGAGACCCCUUGGUCCGCCUAUUCAGAUCUAUGUCUCUUUCUCUCUCUCUAUCUCUCUAUACACAAAAGACCAAUCUUUCAAACACUAUAGACUCUCUCCCUCUUGUGACCCAAAAAAAAAAAAAAAGACUCUCUCCCUCUCUUCUUCCUUCAUCUUCUCCAUGUGCUUCUCAAGAUAAAAGCUUGACCCAAUUAUACUUACAUGAUUUUUUCUUUCAAAAAAACAAAUCAUUUUCUUCAUUUUCUAUUGCUUAUGAAAUCAAAGGAUAGUAUUUUUUAUAGUACUCUGAAACCCUAAGUUUUACACACAAAAAAAAAAAGAAUAAGCAGAAGCGAUGACUAGUAGUGUCGAGGAAUCUCUGUCGUUAGAUUACCUAAACCUUUUAAUCAACGGUCAAGCUUUCUCUGACGUCACUUUCAGCGUCGAAGGCCGUCUGGUCCACGCUCACCGCUGCAUCCUUGCUGCACGUAGCCUCUUCUUCCGCAAAUUUUUCUACGGAUCUGAUCUUCCACAAACAGGAACCAGUUCAGCUUCAGGAGCCAGAGUGGCCUCAGUGGGAGGAGUCGUACCGGUUAACUCUGUAAGUUACGAAGUUUUCUUGCUUCUACUUCAGUUCUUAUACAGUGGUCAAGUCUCACUCGUACCGCAUAAGCACGAGUCAAGAUCAAACUGUGGAGAUAGAGGAUGUUGGCACACGCAGUGCACUGCAGCCGUUGAUCUCUCCUUAGAUAUCUUAGCUGCCGCUCGUUAUUUUGGAGUUGAGCAGCUCGCGUUGCUUACUCAGAAACAUUUGACAAGCAUGGUGGAGAAAGCCUCCAUUGAAGACGUGAUGAAAGUACUAAUAGCUUCAAGAAAGCAAGACAUGCAUCAGUUAUGGACCACAUGCUCCUACCUAGUCUCCAAAUCUGGUCUUCCAACAGAGAUUCUAGCCAAACAUCUCCCAAUCGAACUCUUAGGCAAGGUUGAGGAGCUUCGUCUCAAAUCAUCCAUACCUCUACGUUCUCUAAUGCCUCACCAACAUGACCAAAACUCGGCUCUAAACCUAGAGGACCAGAAGAUCAAGAGGAUGAGACGAGCAUUAGACUCCUCGGAUUUUGAGCUAGUAAAGCUUAUGGUUAUGGGAGAAGGACUCAAUCUAGACGAGUCAUUAGCUUUGUUUUACGCGGUGGAGAAUUGUAGUAGAGAGGUUGUGAAGGCACUUCUUGAGCUUGGAGCAGCUGAUGUGAACCAUCCGGCAGGUCCCACCAGGAAAACCGCACUCCACAUCGCAGCAGAGAUGGUCUCUCCGGAUAUGGUGGCCGUGUUACUUGACCACCAUGCUGAUCCAACCGUUCAGACAGUUGAUGGUAUCACUCCUCUUGACAUCCUUAGAACCCUAACUUCAGAUUUUUUGUUUAAGGGGACAAUUCAUGGAUUGACUCACAUUGAGCCUAAUAAGCUCAGACUUUGUCUCGAGCUGGUCCAGUCUGCUGCAAUGGUGAUUUCUCGAGAAGAAGGGAACAAUAACAAUAACGUUAACAACACCGUGAUCUACCCUAGGAUGAAAGACAAACGGGUAAAGGGGAGUAGUUUGGAUUCAAGAUUGGUUUAUCUUAAUCGUGGAGCUACAAAUCCGGAUUUUGGAGAUGAACAUGGCAAUCAGACGGAAGAAACGAGCCUGCAUCAUCAUCAUUAUCAUGACCCGUCAACGAUGUAUCAUCAUCAUCACCACCACCACUUCUAGGUUUUCUUCUAAGACGAUCAUUUUCUAGUUACGAUAAGACAUAUUGAAGAACUAGUUAAUUUUUGGUUGUGGUCUUUUUCUAUGUGAAUAUAUGGACAUGCCACACAUGCCAACAAAUGUAAACGUUUAUUCCAUGAAAAGUGAAAGGAAAUGAGAAGACAAGGAGGCCACAAACAAAAGGGCCAUAUACUUAUGUUGAAUAUAAAAACAACAACAAUUUAUUUGUUUUUGGAAUCAAUGAAGCCUUUUAUAAAAAAAAAGAGACACUAAAAAUAGUUUUGACCAUAUAUAUACACUAGAUUCGGAUUUAUGCAUCGCGGAAGUAACUGUAUAACAAAACAAAACAAAAAUA
Molecule: messenger RNA, 2513 nt
Organism: Brassica rapa (field mustard)
Lineage: Eukaryota; Viridiplantae; Streptophyta; Magnoliopsida; Brassicales; Brassicaceae
Product: regulatory protein NPR6
Biological process (GO): regulation of DNA-templated transcription; induced systemic resistance, jasmonic acid mediated signaling pathway; plant organ development
Cellular component (GO): nucleus
Molecular function (GO): transcription cis-regulatory region binding; protein binding
Source: RefSeq, a predicted model, not a curated record